AUGUCAUCAAAGCAUUCCUUAGAAAAGAAUUCCAACGAUGAGCAUGAUGACGAAUUGUUUCUAGCAAAUGAUAGUCCCAUCGCCAAAGCUUCUGACGACGCUUCUUCCACAAAUAGUUCAAUAAAUGAAUAUAAAGGGUUUAAUGCUGAAACUGCAAAGAAUGUUCAGGAGUUAGCUAGAACAUUAACUCAUAAUUCUAUUCUGUCAAACACUGGUGGGGAUGAGGAUUUCCAAUUAAAUGAUGAUAAAUCGUCAUUUGCUUUGAUUAAAUAUUUGUCGCAUAUGUCUCAAAUCCCUGGUGUAUCUCCUUAUAAUGGUGAUGAGCUGUAUAAUAAACUUGAUCCAGAUAGUGACUCAUUCGAUGCAAAAUACUGGGUCAAGAACUUGAGAAAGUUGUUUGAUUCAGAUCCUGAUUACUACAAGCCUUCUAAAUUAGGUAUUGCUUAUCGUGACUUAAGAGCAUUUGGUGUCGCUGUUGAUUCAGACUAUCAACCAACUGUCACUAAUGCUCUUUGGAAAUUAUCCAUAGAAGCUAUUAGAUCAACUCAAAAGAUUGAUGUGUCUCGUUAUUUUGAUAUUUUAAAAUCUAUGGAUGGUAUUAUGAAACCAGGUGAAGUCACAGUUGUAUUAGGUCGUCCUGGUUCUGGUUGUUCUACUUUGUUAAAAACCAUUGCUUGUAAUACUUAUGGAUUCCAAAUUGGUGAAGACUCAAGAAUCACAUAUGAUGGAUUAACUCCAGAAGAUAUUCAAAAACAUCAUCGUGGUGAUGUUGUAUACUCCGCAGAAACCGAUGUUCAUUUCCCUCAUUUAACUGUUGGUGAUACUUUAGAAUUCGCAUCCCGAUUGAGAACUCCACAAAAUAGAGGAAUGGGUGUCGACAGAGAAACAUAUGCUAAACACAUGGCAAGUGUGUAUAUGGCCACCUAUGGUUUAUCACACACUAGAAACACCAAUGUUGGUAAUGAUUUCGUUAGAGGUGUAUCUGGUGGUGAAAGAAAGAGAGUUUCAAUUGCUGAAGUGUCUCUUUGUGGUGCUAAUUUACAAUGUUGGGAUAAUGCCACUAGAGGGUUGGAUGCCGCUACUGCAUUAGAAUUCAUCAGAGCUUUGAAGACAUCUGCUACUAUUUUAGAAGCCACCCCAUUAAUUGCUAUUUAUCAAUGUUCGCAAGAUGCAUAUGAUUUAUUUGAUAAUGUUGUUGUUCUUUAUGAAGGAUAUCAAAUCUUUUUCGGUAAGGGAGAUAAGGCCAAAGAAUAUUUCGUUAAUAUGGGAUGGGAAUGUCCACAAAGACAAACCACAGCAGAUUUCUUAACCUCAUUAACCAAUCCUGCUGAAAGAAUCCCAAGACAAGGAUUUGAGCAUGCCGUACCAAAUAGUGCUGCUGAAUUUGCAUCUUAUUGGAAGAAUUCACCAGAAUAUAGAGAAUUGGUGGCUGAAAUCGAUCAACACUUCAUUGAUGUUGAAGCCAACAAUACCAAAAAAGCUUAUGAAGAUUCCCAUAUUGCUCGUCAAUCCAAGCACAUCUCACCUAAAUCACCAUAUACCGUUUCAUUCUUCAUGCAAGUCCGAUACAUUAUGAGUAGAAAUAUACUUCGUACAAAAGGUGACCCCUCCAUUGCGUUAGUAUCUAUAUUUGGUAAUUUCAUUAUGGGUUUGAUUUUAUCGUCAGUCUUUUACAAUCUACAACUGGAUACAUCCUCGUUCUAUUAUCGUGGUGCUUCGAUGUUCUUUGCCGUGUUAUUCAAUGCCUUUGCUUCCCUUUUAGAAAUUAUGUCAAUCUUUGAAUCCAGGCCAAUUGUUGAGAAACAUAAGAAAUAUGCUCUUUAUAGACCUUCGGCAGAUGCGCUAGCGGGUAUUAUUACUGAUUUACCUACCAAAUUAUGUGUCUCCAUUUCAUUCAAUCUUACGUUUUAUUUCAUGGUUCAUUUCAGACGUGAACCAGGUCGUUUCUUCUUCUACUUCUUGAUGUGUUUCACUUGUACAUUAGUUAUGUCACAUAUUUUCCGUUCUAUUGGUUCAGUUACUACCUCAAUUGCAGGUGCCAUGACUCCAGCUACCGUUAUGUUAUUAGGUAUGAUUAUUUACACUGGUUUUAUUAUCCCAACUCCAAAGAUGUUAGGAUGGUCAAGAUGGAUCAAUUAUAUUAACCCUGUCGGAUAUGUUUUCGAAUCAUUAAUGGUAAAUGAAUUCCAUGAUCGUGAAUUCAAUUGUUCCACCAAUGUUCCUACAGGCCCUAGUUAUACAAACUUAUCACCUGGUACUUAUGUUUGUAAUACUGUUGGUUCUGUUGCAGGAUCGCCAUUUGUUCAAGGUACUACUUACUUAGCCAAGAGUUAUGAAUACUAUAAUUCUCAUAAAUGGAGAAAUUGGGGUAUUUGUGUUGCCUAUGUUAUUGUCUUUUUAUUCCUUUACAUUACCUUGACUGAAUUCAACAAAGGUGCCAUGCAAAAGGGUGAAAUUGUUUUAUUUCUUAAAGGUUCCUUAAAGAAGCAUAAGCAACAAAGACAACUUCAAAAAGAUAUCGAAAAUAAUGCUUCUGAAAAAGUUCCACUUAAAGAUCAUUUGGAAUCUACUAAAGAAGAGAUCAAAGUUAAUGAUAAUAGUUUACCAUCUUCAAAUGAUAUUUUCCACUGGAGGGAUUUAACUUACCAAGUUAAGAUCAAGAAAGAAGAUAGAGUCAUUUUGAAUCAAGUUGAUGGAUGGGUCAAGCCAGGACAAAUCACUGCUUUGAUGGGUGCAUCCGGUGCCGGUAAGACCACUUUAUUGAAUUGUUUGUCUGAGAGAGUUACAAGUGGUAUAAUCACAGAUGGUGUUAGAAUGGUCAAUGGACACUCAUUAGAUAGUUCAUUCCAAAGAUCUAUUGGUUAUGUGCAACAACAAGAUUUACAUUUAGCUACUUCCACAGUCAGAGAAGCAUUUAGAUUUUCAGCUUACUUGAGACAACCAGCUUCUGUUCCAACUUCCGAAAAGAAUGAUUAUGUUGAAUACAUUAUUGAUUUAUUAGAAAUGACUGAUUAUGCAGAUGCUAUUGUUGGUGUUCCUGGUGAAGGUUUGAACGUUGAACAAAGAAAGAGAUUGACUAUUGGUGUUGAAUUAGUUUCCAAACCUAAAUUAUUAUUAUUCUUGGAUGAACCAACUUCUGGUUUAGAUUCGCAAACUGCUUGGUCUAUUUGUAAGUUGAUGAGAAAAUUAGCCGAUCAUGGACAAGCUAUUUUAUGUACCAUCCAUCAACCAUCAGCUUUAUUAUUGAAAGAAUUUGAUAGAUUAUUAUUCUUACAAAAAGGUGGUAGAACUGUUUAUUUCGGAGAUUUAGGCGAUGGAUGCAGUUCAUUGAUCAAAUAUUUCGAGAAGUACGGUGCUGACCCAUGUCCCCCAGAAGCUAAUCCAGCUGAAUGGAUGUUAGAAGUUGUUGGAGCUGCUCCAGGUUCUCAUGCUAAACAAGAUUAUUUUGAAGUUUGGAGAAAUUCAGAUGAAUAUCAUUCCAUUCAAUCCGAAUUAGAUACCAUGGAAACUGAAUUAGUACACUUACCAAGAGAUACAUCCCCAGAAUCGCAUUUAAAGUAUGCCGCACCAAUCUGGAAACAAUAUUUAAUUGUCUCAUGGAGAGUUAUUCAAGAGAAAUGGAGAUCUCCAGGUUAUAUUUAUUCCAAAUUAUUCUUAGUCAUUUCUUCAGCAAUCUUUAAUGGGUUUUCAUUCUUCAAAGCUAAUAACUCGAUGCAGGGUAUGCAAAAUCAAAUGUUUGCUAUCUUUAUGUACUUUGUGGUGUUCAAUACCUUGGUUCAACAGAUGGCUCCAUAUUUCAUUACUCAAAGAGAUCUUUAUGAAGUCAGAGAAGCGCCAUCCAGAACCUAUUCAUGGUUUGCAUUCAUCACUGGACAAAUCACAUCUGAAAUCCCAUUCCAAAUUGCUUGUGGUACCAUUUCCUUUUUCUGUUGGUAUUAUCCUGUUGGAUUAUAUAGGAAUGCGGAACCAACAGAUCAAGUUAAUUCACGUGGUGUUUUAAUGUGGAUGUUAUUAACCUCAUUCUUCGUGUACACUUCUACUAUGGGACAAUUAUGUUUAUCGUUCAAUGAGCUUGCUGAUAAUGCAGCAAAUUUGGCUACUUUAUUAUUCAGUAUGUGUUUGAAUUUCUGUGGUGUUUUAGCUGGUCCAAAGGUGUUACCUGGAUUCUGGAUUUUCAUGUAUAGAUGUAAUCCUUUCACUUAUUUAGUACAAGGAAUUUUAUCUACUGGAUUAGCUAAUACUAAAGUUAUUUGUGCUACAGAAGAACUAUUAUUGUUCAAUCCUCCUAGUGGCGAAACUUGUGGAACUUAUAUGGCACCAUAUAUGAAACUUGCCGGUGGCUAUUUGACAGAUACUGGUGCAACUUCAGGAUGCCAAUAUUGUCAAAUGAAUUCCACAAAUGACUACUUGGCUAGUGUCAAUGCUUACUUUUCAGAAAGAUGGAGAAACUUUGGUAUUUUCAUAGUAUUUAUUGCUUUCAACAUUAUUUUAACUAUUAUCUUUUAUUGGGCUGCUAGAGUUCCAAAAGGUAAUAGAGAACAAAAGAAGGCUAAAAAAGAUUAG
Molecule: messenger RNA, 4563 nt
Organism: Scheffersomyces coipomensis
Lineage: Eukaryota; Fungi; Ascomycota; Pichiomycetes; Serinales; Debaryomycetaceae
Product: multidrug resistance protein
Exons: 1
Coding region: 1-4563 (1520 amino acids)
Biological process (GO): xenobiotic detoxification by transmembrane export across the plasma membrane
Cellular component (GO): membrane
Molecular function (GO): ATP hydrolysis activity; ATP binding; ABC-type transporter activity
Source: RefSeq, a predicted model, not a curated record